CUCAAAAAUCUUUUUUGGCGGGUCCCACUUCUAUUCUGCGCAGUCUCUCCUUCCCCUUCCCUGGAGUCUCUCCUGGAAAAUUUACUCAAUUUUCAUUUACCGUAAAUAAAAUAUUCUCUUCCAUAAUCAAAGCAAGAAAAAAAAGAAAAAGGAGCUUACCUUUUAUUUAUAUUUAUUUAUUUAUUUUGGGGCUAAUAAAAACAGUGAGAGAUUCGAUCCGGUACUAGUCUCGGCGACAGUUGGAUACAGAGAGAGAGAAGAGAGAGGAGAGAACAACAUCGAGAGCUUACGGGCAUCGUUCAUGUCGGAACAGUCGAUGAUGAGGCAAUUGAGCACCAGCUGAAUCGCCGCCGUCGUUUUUGUCGGAAAACGAGGUUGUGUUUUUGCUCUGGACUAGGUCUUUCUGCCUUGCUUUCUGAAGAUAUUGCACUUGUCUUUGGAAUGCAUCUCAUAUUAGUUGGUCUUGGGAGCAGAAUUCUUGCGUCAGAGUUGGAUGGUGGUAGCGUGCAUUUUUCCUGAAUAUGCUAGAGUCGAGUAAAUUUAACUCCACGUGUUGAUGCUGGUUCCCUCCGGAAGUGCUUUGGGAGCAAAGACAGUUUUAAGAGUGUUUUAUAAGAAGAAAGCAUGGAGCAUAUAUUAGAGAAGAGGUUCCCAGUUGAUGCAAAAGAUUAUAAGUUAUAUGAAGAAGUUGGUGAAGGUGUCAGCGCCACUGUGUACAGGGCUCUCUGCGUUCCACUUAACUUGAUUGUUGCAAUCAAGGUUCUUGAUUUGGAAAAAUGUAAUAAUGACCUGGGUGGUAUUCGGAGAGAGGUACAGACAAUGAGCUUGAUUGAUCACCCAAAUGUUCUACAGGCUCAUUGCUCUUUCACAAGUGGCCAUAACCUUUGGGUUGUAAUGCCGUAUAUGGCUGGUGGGUCCUGCCUUCAUAUAAUGAAGUCCGCUUAUCCAGAGGGUUUUGAAGAGACUGUUAUUGCUACUUUACUGCGUGAGGUUCUCAAAGCUCUUGUUUAUCUUCAUGCCCAUGGGCACAUUCAUAGAGAUGUGAAGGCUGGUAAUAUUUUGAUCGAUUCUAAUGGCACUGUCAAGUUAGCUGACUUUGGUGUGUCAGCGUGUAUGUUUGAUACUGGAGAUAGGCAACGUUCCAGAAACACUUUUGUAGGAACCCCUUGCUGGAUGGCUCCAGAAGUUAUGCAGCAAUUGCAUGGAUAUGACUUUAAAGCAGACAUCUGGUCAUUUGGUAUAACAGCACUUGAGCUCGCUCAUGGCCAUGCCCCAUUUUCCAAGUAUCCACCAAUGAAAGUUCUGUUGAUGACUUUACAAAAUGCUCCUCCUGGUCUGGACUAUGAAAGGGAUAAGAGAUUUUCAAAGUCCUUCAAAGAAUUGGUAGCUGCUUGCCUAGUCAAGGACCCAAAGAAACGUCCAACCUCAGAAAAGCUUUUGAAGCACCACUUUUUUAAGCAUGUGCGUCCCCCUGAGUAUUUAGCUCGCACCAUUCUAGAGGGUCUCGCUCCAUUAGGUGAUCGUUUUAGGAUGCUGAAGGCAAAGGAGGCUGAUCUUCUUGUGCAGAACAAGGCUCUCUAUGGGGAUAAAGAGCAGCUGUCGCAGCAAGAGUACAUUCGAGGAAUCAGUGCCUGGAAUUUUAACCUCGAGGACUUGAAAAAUCAGGCUGCUCUGAUUCAGGAUGAUGAAAUGCCAAAUGUUGAAGAGCCAAAGAAGCAAAUGGAUGGAUAUAAAGAUGCAGACAUUCCAGCGGAGAGGUUGUCCCUUAAAAUGGCCAGCCAGUCUAAUCCUGCUCCAAAUCAGGAGGAUGAAUUCAGUGAUCUUCAUGAUUUGGAGAGUUCACUUACUUCAUUUCCUAUUAAACCUCUUGAAGCACUUAAAGGUUGUUUUGAUAUUUGUGAGGAUGAUGUGAGUGCCACUAGUCCAAGAAUGGUGUACCAAGAAAAUGGAAGAAGUGAUGGUGAUUGUUCUGGGCAAAGUAGUUCUUUGCCACGUCAUGUCAUAGCUGAGCAUAAAAAAUUUUUGAGCGGCACACUACUACCAGAUAAUGCUCUUUCUCCUAAAAGGGUUGUUGGUGACGGGGACAGGGAUUAUCAACAAUCAAAACUUCAGUUUGAGCGGAACUACAGCGGUUCAUUGGUGUAUCGCCAGAUGAGAGAUACCAAUAAUGCUACAUCUGCUGAAGAUACAUCUGACGGAACGGUUGUCCAGCGUAAGGGCCGCUUUAAAGUCACAUCAGCCGAGCUGAGCCCGAAGGGUCCUGCAAACUGCUACUUCAACCCAAUAUGUGGAGGUUCAAUCAGUCCAACCACCCUGAAGGUUACAGCUUCAACGGUUCUUCCAUCACUGCAAUGCAUUUUGCAACAGAAUGCGAUGCAAAGGGAAGAAAUAAUUAAAUUGAUAAAGCAUGUGGAACAAACAUCUGGCAAGCAAGUGGAGUUAACGGAGGCAGGCACAUGUGACCUUUUGCUGACAUCUCCUGCUUCCUCCCGCGAGAGAGACCUGCAAUGUCAGGUGAAUAAUUUGCAACAGAGAAUUGGGAGUCUUGUCGAAGAAUUGCAGCGACAGAAAAUAAAAAAUUCCCAGGUUUCUGUCUUUACCCUGGCUAUAAAUUUAGAGAGGCAAUUGAGUGUGGUGGCCCACAAAGACGACGAGUAAGGGACGAGUUUGUUUCGCAAUAGCACUGUUGUCUCUACAACGAAACUCGAAAAUCCAUGUGACCGGGCCAAUGAAGCGAGGAUGGCAUAUGAAUCAAAGUCCAAGCGAUAGAAUUUUUCAAAUGACAAAAGCUUGGUCUGAGUGGCAAAGCUGCUUGAGAGGUAUACGAGCAUUCUUUGUACUGUAUUUUUCUAGUGUACCAUAUGUGUGAAGAAAAAAUGUGUGUUUAUGCAGACAGCCAAAAUUUUGAAAUCCAAUUCCCCGCGUCUCUCACAUUUCUGUAAGAUGUAAUUUUUUAAAACUAGAUAUUGUAAUUAUAAUCUCUUAGAACACAUACAAAAAGUGCAUGCUUGUGUUGUCUCACUCCAUUUCACAGAGAAAUGUGGAUUGG
Molecule: messenger RNA, 3049 nt
Organism: Morus notabilis
Lineage: Eukaryota; Viridiplantae; Streptophyta; Magnoliopsida; Rosales; Moraceae
Product: serine/threonine-protein kinase BLUS1
Exons: 22
Coding region: 625-2658 (677 amino acids)
Biological process (GO): protein phosphorylation
Molecular function (GO): protein serine/threonine kinase activator activity; protein kinase activity; ATP binding
Source: RefSeq, a predicted model, not a curated record